Molecule: messenger RNA, 1567 nt
Organism: Hyla sarda
Lineage: Eukaryota; Metazoa; Chordata; Amphibia; Anura; Hylidae
Gene: TZMP1
Product: small integral membrane protein 27
Exons: 4
Coding region: 347-778 (143 amino acids)
Source: RefSeq, a predicted model, not a curated record
CGGAGAUCACCGGGCAGAUGAUUGUGGUCAGCCGCAGGGCCGUGGACUGGCUCCGGUCUCUGGUAAGCGGUUACAGCUGCUUCUUCAAGGGGGUCAAACUGGGGAUGCUGCUACCAGAUUCUCCUCUGCAUUGUUGUCAUCUCGUGGGGCUACGUCCUGUAUGCAGCAAGACAGGCAGCACUAUGGCAGCUGCAGCAAAAAUAUCCAAACCAAGUUUUAACCUGACAGUCCAAUGGUUUCACUUGGCACUUGAACUCCAUGACAUUAUGAUACAGCCGGAUAAAAUGAAAAAGAGAAUGCCAUAGUCUCCAUAUAACACAGCACAGCUUCCUAUGGUACCCACAAAAUGACGAUGGAAAUCAUGGCUUAUAAAAUCAUUACUUUCUCCAAGCUGAAGCACAGGCAUAGACAAAGUCCAGAAAUGAAUGAGAUGCGGGCCGUGGCGUUGGAAACGAUUAAAGGAAAACUGUCAGAUGCAGUGCACAGAGCCCCGCCUGUCAGAUGCAGUGCACAGAGCCCCGCCUGUCAGAUGCAGUGCACAGAGCCCCGCCAGUCAGAUGCAGUGCACAGAGCCCCGCCAGUCAGAUGCAGUGCACAGAGCCCCGCCAGUCAGAUGCAGUGCACAGAGCCCCGUCUGUCCUCAGUCACAUGCAGCAGAUUUGUUGCAAACAUUUCUGUGACUGCAAAUCACAGAAAAGGAAUGGGAUUGUUUUGGUGCAAAGCACAAACAUUUCUACAAACCCCAUUAAAAGGUUAUCUGGGAGCAGGAAAGGUAUGAUCUUCCCCCACUCUCAACACUUCUGCCUCAGUAUUGUCUUCCCAGGUGGGAAGUAUUGCCAUCAUCACAUGUUGGCGAAACCGAGGUCACAUUUGGUGACCAAUGACUGCACUAUGGUGAAUUAAAAUAAAACAAAAAAACUACUUACCAAUUUCCUAAAGCUCCCAUGCUGUUCCCCCACAGCUCUCAGUUUAGAGACCACCAGAAAUGACACGUUGUAUUGACAAGUAACAAAAGCAGCAGUCAAAUGGGUCAUCAUGUCAUUGCUUGAGGUCAGUGACCUGCUGAGAAUCAGGUAUGCAUUGGCAAUUGUAUACAUAGACCCCAUUACCAGAUAGAGGUCAAAGGUAUAAUUCGGGUGGUUUCCAUUUACUUGCUGUAUAGAAUAGCACAGCAGGAGUAUACUGUGUGUUAUAUGUUUUUAUUGUUAUUAUUAUUAUUAUUUUUUUUAUAUGGGGCAGCAUCUGGAGGGGGAGGGUUCACUAUUUUAACCAAACUAUGGCUACUGAUCCACAUAUUAAGUAUAUUAAAGUUUUUUUACAUUUUAAGAUAGCCGAAUAUACUCCUAUGCACCAAAUUAGUACAUGCAGAUUUGACAGCGUUGCUCACCCUUGGCACUGCAAUUCAGCAAUAGAAUACCCAUGAUCAAGAUCUUAAAAUCUCAGGCAUGCCCUUUACUGCGCAAAUUUUCUGUUACACAUUGAUGGGGUUUUCUAGUCUCUGUUUUCACAAAGGUUAGUAUACGUCCAGAAUUAACAAUAAAUGAUGGGGGUCUUAAAAUAAAAUAUA